Culex quinquefasciatus (southern house mosquito) is the source of this 1065-nucleotide messenger RNA. Its product is annotated as peptidoglycan-recognition protein SD. Gene Ontology annotation, biological process: peptidoglycan catabolic process. Gene Ontology annotation, molecular function: zinc ion binding; N-acetylmuramoyl-L-alanine amidase activity. The record is from RefSeq and is a predicted model, not a curated record. Bases 138 to 983 code for a protein of 281 amino acids. Lineage: Eukaryota; Metazoa; Arthropoda; Insecta; Diptera; Culicidae. The transcript has 3 exons.
CGACUUACAGUUCGAAUCGUCAACAAGCCGCAGAUGUGAUUGCAUCGUGAAGUAAAUCGGAGCAAUGAGUUGUUACCAUAUUCGUUAAGAUUCGUAAAAAAGUUAUCCUAAGUAGUGCAGACAAGUAAGUUUAAAAAAUGGCUAAAAACAAAAAUUGUGAGAUCAGUAUGGAUAAGCAAAUCUACUCCAAAGAUCAAGAUGCGAAGUCAGGCAUUUCCAAAGAACAUAAAGAAUCAACGAGCAAAGCUGCCGAACCAAGUCCGUUUGCUGGCGUUCUCGAAGUCCUGGCAAGGAACAAACCGAUACUGGACGUACUAUCGGUAACGUGUCUAAUACUUAUCAUUGCCAGUAUUGGAGUGGUUGUAUCCUUAGUUUUCUUGUUUGGAAAAUCAUCCCCUCAAACCAGCACAGUUGAUAAUUUCACAGAAGAUAACUCCGCCAGGAUCGUGACACGAAUAGAAUGGCUUGCGCAACCACCAAGAGAAACACUAGAUCUGCUGCAACUGCCAGUUCAAAAAGUUAUUAUUGCACACACAGCAACAGAAGGAUGCACUACGAAGUCUCAAUGUGUGUUCAUGGUUAGUCGCAUACAACGUUUUCACAUGGCACCGGAUUCGAAGAACUUCUCGGACAUUGCGUACAACUUCCUGGUCGGAGCCGACGGAAAUAUCUACGAAGGACGAGGUUGGGACAAACGGGGUGCUCAUACCAAGGGAUUCAAUAAAGACAGUAUCUGCGUCGCAUUCAUCGGAACUUUCAACGAUGAGGCAGCUUCGGAACCACAACUAAGGGCCGCUCGUCGACUGAUCGCCAUGGGAGUGGAACAGGGGACGAUCGACCCACGCUAUCAACUGUGCGGACAACGGCAACUGGCGCCGUUUUCAAGCCCUGGCGAAAAGUUGUAUCAGCAGAUUAAAGUGUGGCCGAAUUGGUCGAGCGAACUGGGACCGAGGCACUGGGAAGAUGAAAACAAAAUGAUCUGAAGUUGUUAAUUUAUUUUUUCUAAAGAUAAGCAUUAUUUAACAAUGUACACAAAUGUAAUCUGUGAAAAAAUAAAAUAAACGU